GGAAGUCACAAAAUGGCAGACUUUGACUCAAGCUACUUCCUAAGUUUCUGUUUCUAUUUUGCUUUCACUGGUUUCGAUUGAAGAAUCUGGCGGGGAACGUCACUAUUUACAAAUCAUAAGUUGAAGAUGAGAGUAUUCUCUGAUGGCUGCUGAUUGGAAAGAAAAUGGGGUCGGACGAAGCUAUGGAACGAGACGACAGACCAAAAGAAGGUCUUAUGGAGCUUGUUCUUCCUGGUUCCGCAGCAUUCGAUGAUGGAAUUUUACCGCCUUUGCACAACUCUUACUUGUAUGACGACUCUAGGAAGUCGUUUCUGUACAAUUCUGCGCAUCUCAUAAACAAUGUGGCACUUCAGACGCGAUAUGCUGCCUUUCGAGCAGAGAAGAAAGAAUGUGGUUACACAGACAAAGAACUGGAAGAGACCUUCGGCUUCCUGCUGUUUGAUGAUGAAAACAAGGCCACUGCACUUGGAGAUGGUGGACUUCUUACGGGACACAGCACAUGUUCAACGCUUGGGGAUCCCACAAAGGGUGUGUAUGUAUCUAAAUACUCCGACUGCUUGGACUUCAAACCAUGGUACAGUGGGAAGUCGGGCCACAUAGCCAUCAUCAAGCUCACCAAGGGCCGAGUAAAAGAGGUGACGGAGAACUACACCCUAAAGUUCACGCCUCCGACCCCGGGGUUCGACUGCCACGAGUCGGAGCAGAUCAGAACAGUCACGGCUGCCACCAGUUCAUUCUUGGCUUUGGAAAGAACACAGUAUUACGUGUACGAGAUUUCAAACAAAGGCGAGGACACAGAAAGGUGCCCGCGGCAUGUCUACCCAUUUGCAAUCGUGGAAUUCUCUUACGGCAAAGCAGAGACCGCCAACCCAGAGACAACGGAGGAAAGCGAUGAGAAAACUGUGUCGUUUGAUUACAAGCCUUGGACAGGCCAGCUGUCGAUUGAGUCCUUUGUGUUCGACAUUGGACUGAAGUCCCACAGUGGAGCUUUGAUACCUGCAAAACUCCCAGAGAUGCUGAGUGGGGAGCGUGUGAUCAGCAUUGCAGACCUGAAGGCGCUGUUACCAAAGGAAGUGUUUGAAACCUGUUUUUCUGGAGACCUUUUUGUGGGAGGAAAAUGCUGCAGUCUUUACGAGGUAAUCCCUUCGGAUGAGGAUGACUCCGGCCUCUCUAUCCUCAUCGACGAGCUGAAAGAGAAAGAAUUGGCCCUUGUUUUUCUGUUGAGUGAUUCUGGAGUCUUCGUUAUGUUACAUUCAACAUACUUCUUGUCUUAUGAAGAUGCAAAUUCUGAGGAAAUUGAUGCUUUGUAUGGCCUGUUCAUAUUCCCGGACUCACAUACAAUACAGAAAGAUACCAAGAGUAUGCAUAAAAGAUCAGCGCUGUCGUCGAGGGUCAGCCGGGUCCUGCCGGCUCUGAACUACGCCGAGACGGAGGUGGAAAAGUCGGCUCCGGAACAGCGCAGGGAGAUCCGAGCGCUGUUCGAGCAGCACCUGAAGAACUACGGCACUCUAAUCCAGCCAGGGAUGCAGAACAGCCCUCACAGAGAAGCCAGCAUGUUCCCCGACCAGUACGACGUCCCCUGCGUUUUCAAGCAGCUCUUCCCGCUGCCCAAGUGGACGGACGUCGCCAGGCUGAAGGUGACGAUGUACUUCGACGACCCCGACUCGUUUGAGAUCCCUGUGAAAAGGGCCGCAGAGUUGAUGCACCAGCAGCAGAACCGGGACGACCCGGACGACGAGGUGUACUACUACAUCUCAUCCCCGGAACCGGAAGAAGUGUCUGACGCACCGGUCAACACCAGCACGGAGACCCCUCUAGAACCCGAGGACGACGUACCCGCAGGCGUACCUUCUGAUGUUGCUGCAGAUGAAUCAACGGAAGAAAGCACCUCUCCGUCUGAUAAUGCGAGUUGUGCUGCUCUUUCGGAAGAUCUUUUGAAGGCAAACACACAAGAAUCUCCCCAAGAACAAGAGACAGUCAGUCCCCAGUCCCCGGUGCCUAACGGGGUUGGGUCCUCUGAUGAGCUGUCGCCAGAGAAUCACGAUGGCGACUAUCCAGAGGGCUCUCCUAUGUCUGAGCUUGCUCCUGGAGAGGACAAUAGUAUUUCUGACACAGAAGCUCCUGGUACUCCACUUAAGGGGGAUAAACCUCCCCAAGGUGAUGACAUAGAGAGUUGUGUAGGGGUUGAGUCUGCCACAGAGAAAUUACCAGAGAGUAAUGGUCAAUCGAGUUCAUUGCCAGCAUCUGGAUGUAUGCAGCCUGCUGACUUGGCCAAGGACUUGCUCAGUGCAAAGGAAGGUGCCAGCAGUUCACUCUGUAAGAAGUUAGAGAAACCUCUAGAAGAAGGGACUGAUGACACUGCAGCAGUGACCUGUCAGAAUGACACUGAAAAGCUUCACUCUGAUCAGAUGACAGUUGUCUGUGAACAAGGUCUAGCAGAAAGUAACAGCAAGUCACUCUUAGAAGUACAGAAAGUCCUAGAGGUAGUACUACACAGUGUCUGCGUUUCAUCCUUAUCUGGUAAGCCUCCCUCAACUCCAGAAGGGUUAAUAAAGGACAAUGAGUCUGGAACUCGCACAGAAAAAGCCCUCAGUGUUGUAAACAGUGUAGACACAGAACAACAGAAAAAAGGUAGAGGCAGGAAAAAAGUAGCGGCAAAAAUCACCAGCGAAACCGACACUGUCGGCAGCCUUGAUGCGUCAAAAGAUUGUGGCAAAGACAGCACACCGUCUGACCAGAAGCCCAGCGAUGACCUGUCUUUAUCCAAUUUUGCUAACCACGAUGUAUCUAAGACCCUGUGUCCAUCUAAAAUGGAAGACAGCCCUUCCACUUCACUCAUUGCAGAGUCCCAGAAACCUCUACGAAUUGAGGUCAAUGGACCCAUCGACAGCCAGGCUGGGGAUCAUCCCUCUGCAGAAAUAUCAACUGAUGCAAGUGAGAAGGAGGAAAUCUCACCAGUGACUGUUUCUAAAUCAAGUACCGACAAAGUGUCUGCAGCUGAACUUGAUGUAUGUGCAGAGAAGCCUCUGGAAUUGCAGUCUACCAGCGUGCCUUCUGAUGCAACUGAGACAGGUGACCCGACUGCAGAGGUAUCGGCAGAAAACAAUUCUUUGCAUGAUUCGUCAUCAGUCUCACACGGGCCUUCUCUUCCGUCUGAUAUCUUGCCUAAGCCUGAAAAAGACACAGCUGCCAGCGUUUCCCCCAGUCCAAAAGUAGUGAAAACUACACUGGCAUCAGAGGUUGCCGGCUUUUGUACGGACAUUCUUCCUGCAGAAGGUGAUUCCCCUGCAGAGAUGUUAAGGGAAAAGCAAGGGUCUGAGGUGGCAGUCUCUGAGUUGAAUCUAUCUAAUACAGAGAUGAGCAAAGAUGGAGUAGAACCUGCGUUGUCCUUGGGAGAUAAGUCUGACCAGUCAGCAGGUGAGCACAACUCAGAACUGAUGUCUUCAGAGACACUUCAGUCUGCUGAACGAGAGGUGAAACGGGAUUUAUAUGGUACAAAAUUGACACCCAGUUCUGAUGCUGCAGAGGUGAUUGAGGUGACUGAGAACAGAGCACCCAAUGUCAGUCCAAAACCGUUAGUUCAGGAGGAAACUGGUGAUGACAAACCUCCUGAAACGGAGGAUAAAGCUCCAGUCAAACCAGACUGGAGGACUCUGCCUCGCCGUCGCCGCCGAGGACGGCCGAAGAGACUCCUGAGAAUCCUGAGAAAGUCAAAGACAACCUCAAAUCAACAGACGGCACAGACCACCUCAAACCAACUGACAUCAAAGACGACCUCAAAACAACAAAUGUCACCUAGUAUUAGUCCAACCACCGUCGUUCCAACAGAAACGGACAAUGUUGAAAAUAAGGAAGAGGUACAGGAACUACCCUCUUUAGAAAAUGACCAUUCGAGUUUGUCAACGCAGAACAAGGAAGUUUUGCCUUGUGUGGAUGAGGUGGUUUCAUUGAUUAAAAAGUCUGUGCCCUUUGAAAGUUGGGAGCACAAUUAUUCUCAGACGUCCGAAACCUCCACGGAAAUAUCUUCUGCUGGCAAAGGGAAGGAGGGAAAGACUCUUCGCAAACGCAACAGGAAGGAACAUCCGAAGCUGGCCUCACCAGACUGUACAUCAAAGCAGGGUGUGGACGAGCCCUCCGUGGAGAUUAUCAUCGCGUCCAAACAAGUCCACCGCCUUAAAAGAAAAUUAGUCCUGGGCAGUUUGAACCAUGACCUGAGGACUGUCAUCACCGAUUGUGGGAGUGUGUUUGUCCCCCAUGGCUCUGAAGUGCUCCCCCAGGAUGUGGAGUUGGUGAGGAAGAGGCAUAAAUCGGGUAACUAUGGGAAGGGAUUGAACAGAACAGGGCCUCAUGGAGGGUCACCAGAGUCUCCAAAAGAUCCCCUUUGUGGUGAGGGUAAACCUAAAGAGUGCCUUACACUGAAGGACACAACAGAUCUCCGUUGUGCGAUGAAUGUAUCGGGCUUUCAAGUUGCUCAAAUAGGUAACAAUCCCGCUGGGCACAGGGGGGAGUUGGAUAUAUUUCCCGCGUUCGUGUUAGAGUUGGAUAGUAACCACCCGACUUCGGUAACUGUCGCAGAACAAGAGAAUCUGAUGGAGGAAACUGAUGGAAGUGUUGCACUUUUGAGUUCUGGAAAGGAGUCGUCCGCCAAUAUGGGUGCAGAUGACCCGCAGGCAACAAAAGCGGACGCGGCCAGAACCGCGGAGUCCACAGGGCUUCACAAACCCAAGAGGAAGAAAAGCUCGACGUACACAGUAAUUCCCAUCAGUGAGCUAAAAACAGUGUUCAGGGCAGGGAAAAGGAGUAGCUCUUCCGGUCCAGAGAGUCCGAAAGGACUUGAUCUCAGUUGCCCUAAACCUGACUCCAAGAGACUGAAGAGUAGUGGCGAAGGCAACAUCACUGAUGGGUGCAGUGAGGAAUCUAGCCCUGCCUCGGUAGCAGGUGGUGACCAGGGCAAGGAAUCAUUGUCUAAUGAUGUAGUGCCUUCGUCUGAAAUGGCAUCGACAAGUACAAAGAAAUAUAGCAAGCUGUUAAAGAAAUGGCAGAAAAUUAAUUCCAAAGACAUCUUUAGAGAUCAAGGUGCACCCUCGAACCCUUCCGCCCCCUCGGAUCUCCUCGACAUCACGUGUCCAGAAGAGCUGCAAGGAGCGGAGGACGGCAUACUGGUACAGAUCCAGCUCGAGUCCGCCAACGAGCCCUGGGGCAAGAAGAAGACCGCCAGAAGAGGGAGGGCGGACGAUGCUGCAGGGCCGUCCUCCUGCAAGAAACCGUGCGCGUCCGGUUUCCGAAAGCAGAGGGAUAUCGUUCAGAAGGGCGAAUCGAUUGAAAUUUCAAGGCAGUGGGAGGAGACGUAUGACUUCAGUCUGGACAGCAAGUUCCGGAAAAACGCUCGCGACGAGACAGUUUUGAGAGCAUUGCAUGGCCCUUGGGAUUUCAAGAUCAAGGACUCGGACGAAGAGAUUCACCUCAUCUUCCACAUGUGGAUAGGCCUCUUCUACAGCAAGUCCGCACCUCGUUUCUUUCACCUGGACUCGGACUUCUCUCCACCCGAGGAGGGCGUCGGCGUCGGAGGGUCAAAGUCUCCCCGGGACGUCCAUUUACAACUCGCCGCCGCAGAGUUUUCAAAAGCCAGCGCAACGAGCACCCCUAGAGGAACGACUAACCCGAUAGGAACCACCAGCAUGUUCAUGAAGGCCUUACCUCCGCGCAUGCCGCCAUUUGAAUCCUUCGUGCUGCCGGCAGAAGAUGUGUGCCCGAAGGCCUCCGGUUCACAGCCACAGCCUUGGCCUGAGAGCCCGUCGUGUGAGGUGUUGGACCUCUCUCUGAAAAGCUGCAAGGCUCUGGACCUGACAUGUACCCCAUCAAGCACCCCAGGAGUGGAGUCCGCCAGUGGUGAGGGUGGCAGCGGGCAGUCAGGCGAGGUCUACUGUGACGGGCCCUUGGAUUUGCGAAUUGAACCUGUCUGCGCCAGGGCACAACCUCAGUUGAAAGUUGGUGAAGAGACCUGCGAUACUGUUGGAACUACGGAUGAGAGCAAAAACACUACGACUGAUACAAUCUGUACAAACAUUGACACUUCCUGUCCAAGUGACCUUUCUGAAAAGACAAAAGUGGACUUUUUUGAUCGUCUCCGCGAGGAUCAGAACCCUGUUGUCACACAGGAUGGAGAGAUUAAGUACAGAUUCUUUAUCCUGGCGACGUCUGAAGAUCCCUUUUUCAGAGAAACAAAG
Messenger RNA from Sardina pilchardus (European sardine), 6227 nucleotides. RefSeq names its product protein TASOR-like. Gene Ontology annotation, biological process: negative regulation of gene expression, epigenetic. Gene Ontology annotation, cellular component: nucleoplasm. NCBI's taxonomy places the organism in Eukaryota, Metazoa, Chordata, Actinopteri, Clupeiformes, Clupeidae. The record is from RefSeq and is a predicted model, not a curated record.